AUGCACAAGUUUGGCGAAUCGGAUGGAGAAUCAAGGCUGCGUGAUCAGCCUCCUCACCUCGAACAAAUCGACAUAAACGAACAACGAUUGGCCGAAAUGAACUCCGUUCCCGAUCACCCACAACAAACACAACCCUCAUUGUCCCCGUUGAAACAAGGUUUCGAAGGUAAGCGCCUCUCCAUUCCUCGACCACUCCGUUGUCGAAUCGUCCUUGAGCACACGGCGAUCAAGUUGUCUAAUUUAUCCUCGUCUUAG
This is a messenger RNA of Opisthorchis viverrini, 255 nucleotides long. RefSeq lists its product as hypothetical. The transcript has a single exon. NCBI's taxonomy places the organism in Eukaryota, Metazoa, Platyhelminthes, Trematoda, Opisthorchiida, Opisthorchiidae. The record is from RefSeq and is a predicted model, not a curated record. Bases 1 to 255 code for a protein of 84 amino acids.